UACUGAUGACGUCUCUGGUGAUUUGGAAGAUGAAACUUGAACCGUUGCGUUGUUUUUAACAUUAAUGUUAACUAAUGUUUACUAAUGUUUACUAAUGCGAAGUCCGUAUUAUAAGGGCCAAAAUGGCACAAAUUGCUCAUAUAGCAAACUGAAAGCUUCAGGUCUGACUAAAGCAGACUCGUCCAGCUCAGCCAUGCCUCAGAAACAACAAAAGAACGCCCAGCCGUCACACUACAUUGAGCUGGGAGGUUAUCAGUAUUGGCCCGUGCUGGUGCCCCGAGGUAUCAGACUGUACACCUACGAACAGAUCCCAGUGUUUCUGAGGGAGAACCCGUACAUCACAGAUGGAUACAGAGCCUACCUGCCCUCCAGACUGUGCAUCAAAAGCCUCUUCAUUCUAUCCAAUGAGACGGUGAAUAUCUGGAGCCAUCUGUUGGGCUUCUUGCUCUUCUUCUUCGUCGGGGUGUACAACAUGGUGUCAGUGCUGCCAGCCGUCGGCGCCUCCAGAGAAGACUACGUCAUCUACUCCAUCGGACUCUUCUGCUUCCAGCUGUGUAUGCUGUGUUCGGUGGGUUAUCACCUGUUUUGUUGCCACCGCUCAGAGAAGACUAGCCGCCGCUGGAUGGCGCUGGACUACGCGGGGAUUUCCAUCGGCAUCCUGGGCUGCUACGUCCCCGGAGUCUUCUACACCUUCUACUGCAAUAAUUACUGGCGGCAGGUGUACCUGGUGACGGUCCUGGCCAUGAUCCUGGCCGUCUUCUUCGCUCAGAUCCACCCUCACUACCUCAGCAAGCAGUGGAAGCAGCUGCGCUCGCUCAUCUUCUGCUCGGUGGCCGGAUACGGCCUCAUCCCCACUGUCCACUGGAUCUGCAUCACCGGAGGCUUCUCCUCGGAGCUCGUUCAGGCUUUUGUUCCUCGAGUCCUGGGGAUGUAUUUCAUCGCUGCAUUAGCUCUCAUUUUCUACGUUUCAAAAGUCCCUGAACGCUACUUCCCAGGUCAGCUGAACUACCUGGGCUCCAGUCACCAGGUGUGGCACCUGCUGCUGGUGCUGAUGUUUUACUGGUGGCACCAGUCGGCGUGCUUCAUCAUGGCGUACAGACACAGCCAGCCCUGCCCCGAUGUCCCCCAACACGCCUAGGAUGCUGCUCUGCAUGCUGGGAUCCCUGACUGUGUUAAAGUGCUGGUGGAUGGCUGCAGCAUAUUCCAGCAUGUACAGGUGGAAGGCAGGGAGACACCAUGGACAAGCCUUCAGUCCAUCUCAGUGUCACCACAGACGGACAUAUUCUUACCUGCAAGUGUCUUCAGUACACCCGAGUGUCUGUGUAAGCGGGAAUCAGACCUGUGACCUCCAGGGUGUGAGAUGACACACGGCGAGUCUAUGUUGUUAGAACAGGACCUCUUGAGUGAUUGUAGGUAAACUGUCACAGUGGCUUAAAGUCAUCUUUACCGCAGUCACCAACAAAACACACAAACUCUGCAGUUCUAAGUAUAAAAUCUCCAGAAAUUGAAGCAACUGCGCUGCGUUCAAAUUACCAUACCUUCCUCUUCAUCACAGAUGUAGCCACAAAGAAGACUCAGUCAAGGCUCGCAGGUUUAAUCAAGUAGCAUUUUUACGUUUCUUUAAGUGCCUGUAAAUGAAACAUCAUGUAGCACUUGUUAAAUUAAUUUCAUUUGUGUGAACUUGUGCAUUUCUCCUAGAAUGCAAAAGAUUUCAACUGAUUCACUUAUUUUUAAGGUUUAUAAGGCAGUGCCCCCCACCCUCCCCCCAAAAGGUAUAUUUUGAAUAUAUUUCCAGUUUAUGAUGAUGCUUUUACAGACAGCUUGUUCCUUGAAAAAAAUUAGGUUAACUGCCUUUAGACUUCCUUCAGCAAGUAAUUAAGUAAAAUGACCUUAAAAGGGAAAAUGAAAUGUUUUAGGUGUCGAUGUCACCAAUGUGCACAGUUAUAUGCUGUAAGUAUGUGUGCACAAGUUAACAAAUCUGUUGUUCAGUGUUGAGAGCUGCCGAGAACGAUCAUUUCUUCUUUUGUUUAAAAUCUAUUAAAAGUUGUUUGUGGUAAAACUGUGAGGUACUUGAAAACAAGCAAAAACUAACCAGUAUCUUUCAACACAAUUCAUGUUUAGAUAGAAAAACCAAAGAGUCAGAGCCAGGGCUCUGGAGCAAGGCUCAGUGUUCUCUUCAUCAGUUUAUAUUGCAGUUUUCAUUUUGUCCUUUAGUGUGUGCAGUAUUGGUGUUUCUGUUUCUUACUGCUGAGUGAGACAAACAGAUUGUGUUAGUGUAGAAGGGCAAAAUGUACUUAGGACUCGUGAACUGCACGUUAGUACCUGAUGAUCCAGGGUUGAAUGUCGUCUUGUGUUGGGCUGCACGCUCUCCGUGUUCAGACACUGAGUUCAGAGUACUUUAUUAAGAACUGUGCAGAAUGAACUAACAGAUCAAAUUCUCCCGCACACCUUUAUUGAAUUAUAUUCCAGCACUAACCAGUGGAAGUUGAGGCUUGUUAAAACGAUGAGUCGUGAUUUUCUGGGUGUUACGGAGCAGCUUGGCCUCCAGGGGCUGCUAGCGAGACUUUUAGGCCUUUAAACUGUGUCCCACUUCUAAACUUUAAACUUUUUUUAAUUUGCAUACAUUUACUAUAUCCUGUUUUUUACGUAUUUUUUUUUUACAGCAGUAAGAAGCUUUUCCAUUUCAACAGUGCCCAUCAUCGCUGUGCUCAAAAAUCAAUCGAUCUUUUUCUACAAGUGUGCAAUUUUACGUGUACGUUACUGUAAAUACUGUCAAUUUAAAAUAAGUUUAAAGUCAGGACACCUUGUUUUUAUAACGAUCAAAACACUGAUUUAACAUUUUGCAAAUCUGCAUGCAUUGCAAUUAAUGUUGCAACUGCAACGUUUCUGUGUACUGUGCAGCCCUGUUAUUAUCUACUGUACAUGAUUUACACUUCACUACUUAGCUUUUUUUCUUCAAAUUAAACUAGUUCCAACUACAUUAGACUUGUUUUUGGAAACUACUGUUUCUGCAUGAACUACCAAGAGAUUCUUCCACUGUUGGUAAACUGAAACUGUUUUAAUGUAUUUAUUUUAGACAUAAUAACUCAGUACUUUUUCUCCUGCUCUGUUAGGGUGAUGUGCAAUGUUAAAGGUCGACUGUUGUAGUUUAACUUGUCUUCAUUCCAAAAUGCAACACAUCCAUGUUGGACAGAAAUCUUAAGUCAAUCUCAAAUAUAGAUGUUUGUAAGCAAGAGUCUUAAUGCCUCAUAAUGUCUCAUCAGCAUUUCUGUGUGUCAUCAUUGAAUGACAAUAGGUGUCCAGUAAAAUGGUAGCUGUCUCAUUUUGGAAUGAAAGUAAUUUUUUUUUGUGAUAUUUAAUGUUUUUACAUUUCAGACUGGAAGUAUUCUCUGGUGUUAAGAUUCUUUUUGUUCUGUAUUUAAAUUAUUCGUUAUGAACCUGCUCUGUACGGUCUGUGAUAGUUUCUCUACAACAUUUUGUCUUUGAUAAGCUCUAAGAGACAUCAGCUGUGUCUAAGACUCAUUUUGUAGCAGUGGAAAUUUUGUAUCUUGACUUUUCAUACCUGAG
Morone saxatilis (striped sea-bass) is the source of this 3567-nucleotide messenger RNA. RefSeq names its product progestin and adipoQ receptor family member IIIa (gene paqr3a). Gene Ontology annotation, cellular component: membrane. The record is from RefSeq and is a predicted model, not a curated record. The transcript is spliced from 8 exons. Gene Ontology annotation, molecular function: signaling receptor activity. Lineage: Eukaryota; Metazoa; Chordata; Actinopteri; Moronidae. Bases 95 to 1138 code for a protein of 347 amino acids.